AUGAUCAGCCAAGCUAUUACUAAAUAUCCGAGUGACACCUCGAAUAUAUCUGUCAUCCCCUUCCUCACAAAUCACCUUUGGGUCCGCGAUACAGGCCCUGUCUAUGUACGUGGAGUUGGCGAAUCCAUACACCAACGUUUUGCAAUCAAUUUCCGUUUCAGUGAAUGGGGAAGGAAGCAUGACCUUGGCGCCCACGACCGGGCUUCGGAUGGGCAUGAUUGGCCUGUGAUGACGCCUGAACAGAUCGAAGAAAACAGAAGUUUCGCCCGUAGAGUUAUCGAAUCUGAUAUUCUCCCGUCUCAGGUGACUCUAGUGGAAUCACAGAUUUGUCUGGAAGGUGGUGCACUAGUUGUGGAUGGCGAAGGCACACUUCUGGCCACUGAAAGCAGCAUCAUCAACGAAAAUCGCAACCCGGGUCUUUCGAAGACUGUGAUUGAGACAGAGCUCCGCCGUCUCCUAGGCGCCGAGAAAAUUAUCUGGUUUCCUGGGAGAAAGGGUCUGGAUGUUACUGAUGUGCAUGCUGAUGCUGAAGCCAACUUCGUCCGGCCUGGAGUUGUUGUCCUCUCCCGGCCCCAUUCUAGUGCGCCAAAGCCAUGGCUGGAGGUUUUCGAAGAGAUUAAGGAAAUUCUCGGGAAGUCAGUCGAUGCCAAGGGUCGCCCUUUCGAGGUACAUGUAGUAGACGAGCCGAACCCCAAGAUCUUCGGGGUCUUGUCCUACGAUGAACCAGCGACUAACUAUGUGAAUUUUUAUUUUGUCAAUGGCGGACUUAUUGUUCCGCAGUUCGGCGAUCGUCGGCGAGACCAAGAGGCCUUGGUACUGUUUCAAAAGCUGUGCCCUGACCGCGUGAUUCGGCCAGUGUUUGUGUCUGCGCUUCCAUUAGCCGGGGGUGUAAUUCACUGCGCAACCCAACCAGUACUUUCCGUGGAUGAAUAG
Messenger RNA from Penicillium mononematosum, 933 nucleotides. RefSeq names its product agmatine deiminase family protein. The record is from RefSeq and is a predicted model, not a curated record. Gene Ontology annotation, biological process: putrescine biosynthetic process. The transcript has a single exon. Lineage: Eukaryota; Fungi; Ascomycota; Eurotiomycetes; Eurotiales; Aspergillaceae. Gene Ontology annotation, molecular function: protein-arginine deiminase activity; agmatine deiminase activity. Bases 1 to 933 code for a protein of 310 amino acids.